GAUAGUUGUAUAAAGUACAUACCUCCGCCACAUCCACCGCCGCCGAGCAGGCCGCCAAAUAAACCGCCAAAAAGUCCUCCGCCGCCACCACAACAGCAGCAACAGCCGCAACAUCUGUUACCCCCGCCACCAAGAAGCCCCCAAAAGAUCGAUUGUGAUGGAGACAUACCAGAAACUAGUCCUGAAAAAACGGAGCCAGAAGUCACGAUGGCGUCAUCUAAAGCAUGGUAUCACCAAAGAAGUGCAUAA
Ostertagia ostertagi is the source of this 249-nucleotide messenger RNA. The record is from the annotation of a GenBank genome assembly. NCBI's taxonomy places the organism in Eukaryota, Metazoa, Nematoda, Chromadorea, Rhabditida, Trichostrongylidae.